AUGAUCCAUCAUUGCGUCCGCGUGCGAACGCUGAUCGCUGCCGUCGCGUUGACACUCUUGAUAUGGACAAUAUCCCGGUCGUACCUGGCAUCUAGACCGCUGCACCCAACCUCGCACAACUUCUGGCGAGAGUUCCACGCUCUACUGGAGGAAUACAAGCCAGGCACAUCACCCAUCGUCGAAGAUGCAAAAGCGCCAACGCAGGGCUUCAACGCCCACAGUGCGCCACCACGCCCUGAUAUUCUGGAUAUGCCACAGGCAGACCUCAUCAAGAUGAAGCUGGCGCAUACCGGAUUUCUAGCCGCCAUCACUAACCCACCGAAGCCACCUUAUAAGCCCAAGACAAAAGGGAUCGUCUCAACAGCAGGUGGACCUUACCUUCCCGUGCUAGUAAUAUCACUCCGCAUGCUCCGCCAAACAGGCUCAACGCUUCCAAUGGAAGUAUUCCUAGCCAGCGAAGCGGAAUACGAACCCUACAUAUGCGACAAGGUCCUGCCAUCGCUGAAUGCACGCUGUGUUAUCCUUUCGCAAAUCCUAGAAGCUUCGCCGACCAAGAUCGAGAAGUAUCAAUUCAAGCCUUUCGCCAUGCUCUUCUCCUCUUUCGAAGAGAUCCUCUUUCUAGACGCCGACGCCUUCCCUCUCGAGAAACCUGACCUCCUCUUCAACAAUAACCCCUUCACCUCAAAAGGCCUCCUCACAUGGCCCGAUUUCUGGGCAUCUUCCGUCUCCCCCCUCUUCUAUCUAAUUGCCGGCUACAAAGCUCCGCCCAUGAAUCUCCGCCAGUCCACGGAGUCCGGCGUUGUCCUGAUAUCGAAGAAAUCACACCUCCGCACCCUCCUGCUCUGUACUUACUAUAACUUUCAUGGCCCGACUCACUACUACCCACUUCUAUCUCAGGGUGCGGCGGGAGAAGGCGACAAGGAAACCUUCCUGGCAGCUGCAAUGGCAGUCCGCGAACCGUUCUACCAGGUCAGCGAGUCGAUCUGUGCGCUCGGCCACGGAACAAAGGGUGGACUCGCGGGAUCAGCAAUGGCGCAGUUCAACCCGAUGCAGGACUUUGCGUUGACGAACCACGGCGUGUGGCGAGUGAAGGGCGAUGAGGCGUCUGCUCCAGAUGUGUUCUUCAUACAUGCCAACUUUCCUAAGUUUAACCCGGCUACUAUCUUCGAAAAACAUGAGGUCAAUCCUGCAUUCACGGAUGAAGGGGAAUAUACUAGGGCUUGGACGAUUCCGGAAGAUGUGGUGGCUGGCUUCAAUAAAAAGAAGGACGUGGAGAAGGUGUUUUGGCGCGAGAUUCUUUGGACGGCCUGUGAGUUGGAGCAUAAGUUUGAGAGCUGGGCUGGAUCUGAAGGGAUCUGUGAUGGUGUCCGGAAAUACUGGGGGGCUAUCUUUGGUGCUUGA
Penicillium olsonii is the source of this 1401-nucleotide messenger RNA. Lineage: Eukaryota; Fungi; Ascomycota; Eurotiomycetes; Eurotiales; Aspergillaceae. The record is from the annotation of a GenBank genome assembly.